Molecule: messenger RNA, 144 nt
Organism: Paramecium tetraurelia
Lineage: Eukaryota; Ciliophora; Oligohymenophorea; Peniculida; Parameciidae
Exons: 2
Source: RefSeq, a predicted model, not a curated record
AUGCAAUUAGUCGUAAUAAUGAUAGGAAUGGUUUAUUAUCAUGAUGAAUUGUUUCCUAUUUCUGAAACUCUAUUGAAGCAGUUUGCAUUGGUUGGAACUUUGAUUGGAUAGUUAUUAUUUGGAUAUUUAGCAGAUCUAUUAUGA